Messenger RNA from Aedes aegypti (yellow fever mosquito), 3190 nucleotides. It is a transcript of the gene mAcon1, whose product is annotated as probable aconitate hydratase, mitochondrial. Bases 200 to 2566 code for a protein of 788 amino acids. Gene Ontology annotation, molecular function: aconitate hydratase activity; 4 iron, 4 sulfur cluster binding. Lineage: Eukaryota; Metazoa; Arthropoda; Insecta; Diptera; Culicidae. Gene Ontology annotation, cellular component: cytosol; mitochondrion. Gene Ontology annotation, biological process: tricarboxylic acid cycle. The record is from RefSeq and is a predicted model, not a curated record. The transcript has 6 exons.
GUCGACGGCGGAGUAAAGUUUUUCAUUCCUCGACCGGAUCGCGGAGUGUUAGGUAAUUUUUUUCCGUCGCUGGCGCGGGUGCUUCUUAAUAAAGUGCUAAAGAGAAAAAUCUUCCAGCUGAGAAGGCUGAAGAUCAGUGCUGCGGUGAACGUGAAAUUGAACCAGUAAUUCGAACUUACGAACCGGAUAAGCCGGAAAGAUGGUGCAUUACGCCCGUUUGAUGAAUGUGCAGGCCAAGCGUGCCGCUCUGUACGCGGUUGAGUCGCAGCAGCGUUACUUCCAUGCGUCGUGCGCUUCCGCAGCCAAAGUUGCGCUGUCCCGUUUUGAUCAGGAUGUGUACCUGCCGUACGAGAAGCUCCAGAAGAACCUCGAGGUAGUCAAGAAGCGGUUGAACCGCCCGUUGACCCUCAGCGAAAAGAUUCUGUACGGUCAUCUGGACGAUCCCGCCAACCAGGACAUCCAGCGUGGCACGUCUUACCUGCGAUUGCGCCCGGAUCGUGUGGCUAUGCAGGAUGCCACCGCUCAGAUGGCCAUGUUGCAGUUCAUUUCCUCCGGAUUGCCAAGAGUUGCCGUCCCAUCGACCAUCCAUUGUGAUCACUUGAUCGAAGCUCAAGUCGGUGGCGAGAAGGAUUUGGCUCGUGCCAAGGAUCUGAACGCUGAAGUGUACAAGUUCUUGUCCACUGCUGGUGCCAAGUAUGGUGUUGGUUUCUGGAAGCCAGGAUCCGGUAUUAUCCAUCAGAUCAUCCUGGAGAACUACGCUUUCCCCGGCUUGUUGAUGAUCGGUACUGACUCUCACACGCCGAACGGAGGUGGUUUGGGUGGAUUGUGCAUUGGUGUUGGCGGUGCUGAUGCCGUCGAUGUAAUGGCCAACAUUCCAUGGGAACUGAAGUGCCCCAAUGUUAUCGGAGUUCACUUGACUGGAAAGAUCAGCGGCUGGACUUCGCCAAAGGAUGUUAUCCUGAAGGUCGCCGAUAUCCUCACCGUUAAGGGUGGUACUGGAGCUAUUGUGGAGUACUAUGGCAAGGGCGUCGACUCGAUUUCCUGCACUGGCAUGGCCACGAUCUGCAACAUGGGUGCUGAAAUUGGUGCCACCACUUCAACCUUCCCCUUCAACCAACGCAUGGCUGAUUACCUUGCCUCAACUGGACGCUCAGCUAUUGCCGGAGAAGCUAAGAAAUACCAGCAAUCCGUACUGACUGCUGAUUCUGGUGCUAAAUACGACCAGGUGAUUGAAAUCAACUUGGAUACCCUGGAACCCCAUGUCAACGGUCCAUUCACCCCGGAUCUUGCCCACCCAAUCAGCAAGUUGGGAGACAACUCCAAGAAGAACGGAUACCCAAUGGACAUCCGUGUCGGCUUGAUCGGUUCUUGCACCAACUCUUCCUACGAAGAUAUGGGACGUUGCGCCUCGAUUGCCAAGAACGCCAUGAAGCACGGUCUCAAAUCGAAGAUUCCAUUCAAUGUGACUCCCGGUUCGGAACAGAUUCGUGCCACCAUUGAACGUGACGGAAUUGCCAAGACUUUCAAGGAAUUCGGAGGUACCGUUUUGGCCAACGCUUGUGGACCAUGCAUUGGCCAGUGGGACCGUAAGGAUGUGAAGAAGGGCGAAAAGAACACCAUUGUGACGUCGUACAACCGAAACUUCACCGGACGUAACGAUGCCAACCCCGCGACGCACUGCUUCGUUACCAGCCCCGAACUGGUGACUGCUCUGUCGAUUGCUGGCCGUUUGGACUUCAACCCCUUGACUGACGACCUGACCGGUGCCGAUGGUAAGAAGUUCAAGCUGGAUGCUCCGUUUGGUGAUGAGUUGCCCCAGAAGGGAUUCGACCCCGGCAUGGAUACCUACGAGGCCCCUCCAUCGGACGGCAGCAAAGUCAAGGUUGAUGUCGACCCCAAGAGCCAGCGUCUGCAGCUGCUGGAGCCCUUCGACGUUUGGGAUGGCAAGGAUCUAACUGAGAUGACUGUGUUGAUCAAGGUCAAGGGCAAGUGCACCACCGAUCACAUUUCCGCCGCUGGACCAUGGCUGAAGUACCGUGGCCAUUUGGAUAACAUCUCCAACAACAUGUUCAUUGGCGCCACCAAUAUCGAAAACAACGAGAUGAACAAGAUCAAGAACCAGGUCACUGGUGAAUGGGCGGGAGUUCCGGAUGUGGCUCGCUUCUACAAGGCCAAGGGAAUCCGCUGGGUUGCUGUCGGUGAUGAAAACUACGGCGAGGGUUCGUCUCGCGAACACGCUGCUCUGGAACCCCGUCAUCUGGGAGGACGUGCCAUCAUCACCAAGUCUUUCGCUCGUAUCCACGAAACCAAUCUGAAGAAGCAGGGUCUGUUGCCGCUGACCUUCGCCAACCCCGCUGAUUACGAUAAGGUUCAGCCCCACUCCAAGAUCUCGCUGCUCGGCCUGGACAAGAUGGCCCCAGGCAAGCAGGUCGACUGCGAAAUCAAGACCGAUGGCAAGGUUGACAAAAUCAAGCUGAACCACUCGUUCAACGAGCAGCAAAUCGCCUGGUUCAAGGCUGGCAGUGCGCUGAACCGCAUGAAGCAGAUUGCAGCGGGCAAGAACUAAAUCCCGUUUCCGCAUCCCGCUCGCAUGUCAUCCACUCAUCUUCAUAAAUAAGCGUUUCUUGCAGUCGUAGCGUAAGAACUCCCUCUCAACGCUACAAAAUACGUACCUACUGCAACGAGGGGUAGUUUCGAAUCAGCUGGAUGGCUUUUGACACUCUCGCAAUCAACGAACAAACGAAUAACUUGAGUGGCGAUUGUUCCCGAGAGUGUCCGAGUCAAAGCUUAGAAUACGACCGUAAGGGAAAAACACAAAGUAUCUACUUAAGGAAUAACCCUCCCAACUGAAUACUAGAAGUCAAACCUCAUUAGGGCGUUAGUGUGAGGAUUUUCUUUUUUUAAUUUGUACAUAGAUAUAACUGAAAACCAAACCACAUCGUACUACUUAAAAUACUGCGCCGAGCAGAAAUGUGUAGUCUGCAACUAGAAACGAGUUUAGAUGUCUUAAUAUAAUUCGAAGCCAAUUAUUCAUCAUUUGGAGUAAAAUUGUUCACCACGAUCUAAAUUAUGUACCGAAAUCUUACAAAUCCUGUCCCAGUUUUGUUUUAGGCGCUACAAUUUAGGAAUUUUUUUUCUGUAUUUAGUAUGCGACAAUAAAACCGAUAUUACUAUGAAAAUUAUUAUUCAA